Corapipo altera (White-ruffed manakin) is the source of this 836-nucleotide messenger RNA. Its product is annotated as ethanolaminephosphotransferase 1-like. The record is from RefSeq and is a predicted model, not a curated record. Gene Ontology annotation, cellular component: endoplasmic reticulum membrane; Golgi apparatus. Gene Ontology annotation, biological process: phosphatidylethanolamine biosynthetic process. NCBI's taxonomy places the organism in Eukaryota, Metazoa, Chordata, Aves, Passeriformes, Pipridae. The transcript has 5 exons. Gene Ontology annotation, molecular function: ethanolaminephosphotransferase activity. The annotation marks the transcript as partial.
CUCACACUCCCAGCUCACACUCCCAGUUCACACUCUCCCAGCUCACACACUCCCAGCUCAAACUCCCAGCUCACACCCUCCCAGCUCACACUCUCAGCUCACACUCCCAGCUCACACUCUCACGCUCCCAGCUCACACUCUCACACUCUCAGCUCACACUCUCACAUCUCACACUCUCACAUUCUCACUCUCUCCUAACCGUGCCCAUCGCGUUCCUCACGCCCGCCUGUCCUUGUGCUUUCUUUCAGACCAUUUCAAUUGUCUACAUAGUGACAGCCUUUGUGGGAGUUGAGGCCUGGUAUGCACCUUUCCUGUUUAAUUUCUUAUAUAGAGACCUAUUCACUGCAAUGAUUAUUGCCUGUGCUCUCACUGUGACGCUGCCCAUGAGCCUGUACAACUUCUACAAGGCCUAUAAAAACAACACCUUGAAGCACCACUCUGUGUAUGAGAUCCUGCUGCCCCUCGUGUCCCCGGUGCUGCUGUUCCUGCUCUGCACCACGUGGAUCUUCCUGUCCCCCUCUGACAUCCUGGAGGUCCAGCCCAGGCUCUUCUACUUCAUGGUUGGAACAGCCUUUGCCAACAUCUCUUGCCAGCUGAUCGUGUGCCAGAUGAGCAGCACGAGGUGCCGGCCCCUGCACUGGAUGCUGCUGCCCAUCGCGGCCGCGCUGCUGCUCGUCGCCUCGGGGCUGGCGGCCCACAGCGAGACGCUGCUGCUCUACCUGCUGACGGCCUUCCUCACCCUGGCACACAUCCACUACGGCGUGCUGGUGGUGAGCCAGCUGAGCAGGCACUUCAACAUCCGGCCCUUCUCCCUCAAGAAGCCCACCCCGGACUGA